GCCCGCGGCGAGCGCGCGUGCCGCAGUGUAGUACAAGCGUGCAGUGUGAGUGCGCGACUCGUCCCGUGCCCGUGCCAGUGGCAGUGUGUGCGUGCGUGUGUGUCGGUGUGUGUGUGUGCGAGCCUCUGGCUGGCGGCAUGCGCGGCGGCCGCCCGGCGCCGGCGGAGGCGCGGCCGGCGCGCUGACUCGAUGCGCGCGGUGGACAAGCGGCGCGCGCCGCUGCUGCUCGCCCUCGCCCUCGUCUGCACGUUAAGCUGCGCGACGGGGGCGGGCGUGUUCGAGCUGCAGAUCUUGGAGUUCAGCAACUACCGGCUGGAGCUAGCGUCGGGCUCGUGCUGCGGCGGCGCGCCCCGGCCCGUGCCCCCCGCCACAUCCCCCGCGUCGGUCCCGGGCUCUGCGCCCCUUGAGCCCGCCGUGUGCACGCGACCGUGCCGCACACGUUUCACGCUGUGCCUCAAAGAGUACCAGUCGGCGGCGGCGCCGGGCGCUUGCUCGUUCGGCCGCGCCGCCUCGCCCGUGCUCGGUACCGACUCCUUCACGCUCGCCGAGCCGCUUUACACGCUGGCACUGCCCUUCACAUUCCGCUGGACGCGCUCCUUUACGUUGAUUCUGCAGGCGUACGACGACCACGAGUAUGCGGAGCCAGAGGCGGGGCUGAUCGAGGAGGCGUGGUGGUCGGGCAUCGUGGAGCCGAGCGCGGAGUGGCACGCGCUGCGGCACGCGGGCGCCGCAGCCGCGCUGGCAUACCGAGUGCGUGUGCUUUGUCAACCCAACUACUACAACACCACCUGUACCACUUUCUGCCGCCCGCGUGACGACAAGUUCGGCCACUACUCGUGUUCCGCCGACGGCGAUAAGCACUGCCUGCCCGGGUGGCAAGGCGACAACUGCGAGAAACCUGUAUGUAAGGAGGGAUGCCAUCCGACCCACGGCCGAUGCGACCGCCCGGGAGAUUGCGACUGCCGGCCAGGGUGGCGCGGCGAGUUAUGCUCACAGUGUCAGCCGUACCCUGGCUGCAAGCACGGUUAUUGCAAUGGCUCCUCCUGGGACUGCACCUGUGACACCAACUGGGGUGGGAUACUCUGUGACCAAGACUUAAACUACUGCGGUACUCACGAGCCGUGUCAACAUGGCGGCACGUGCGAGAACACCGCACCGGACCAGUACCUGUGCCGCUGCGCCGAGGGCUUCUCCGGCGUAGACUGCGAGCGCGUGGACAACCCGUGCGCGCCGCAGCCGUGCGCUCACGGCUCGUGCGCCCUGGCCGCAUCGCCGCGCGGGUUCGCGUGCGCGUGCGAGCGCGGCUGGGGCGGCGCACUGUGCGACAUCGACGUGGACGACUGCGCCAGCGCGCCGUGCCUGCACGCCGCCACCUGCCGCGACCGCCUCGACGGCUUCACCUGCGAAUGCUCAGGUGGUUGGACCGGGCCCACCUGUGCUGACGACGUAGACGAAUGUGCGACUGCUGGCGCAGAGGGCGCGUUGGGUCCGUGCGUGAAUGCAGCGGCGUGCAAUAACACGCUUGGCGGCUACUCGUGCUCCUGUCUCGCCGGCUGGACGGGCAAGGACUGUGAGACCAAUGUGGAUGAUUGCACCGGACAGUGCCUGAACGGCGCUACGUGCAUCGACCUCGUAGAUGACUUCCACUGCGCGUGCGCGGCCGGAUAUGCGGGUCGUACGUGCGCGCGCGACGUCGACGACUGUGCGCCGCGCCCAUGCCGCAACGGUGGUGAGUGCGUGGACCUGCUCAACGCGUACCGCUGCAUCUGCCCCGUCGGCUUCUCCGGCACCAACUGCGAGCUGUCCUCGUGUCUGGGAAGGUACUGCCUGGACGACCGCGACCACUGCGCUGGCUCCCCUUGCGGCAAUGGCGCCGCGUGCUACACCGCACAGAGCGACUACUACUGCCACUGCGCGCCCGGCUGGACCGGCAAGAACUGCACCCAGCGCGCCGCCCGCGACCAGGUAGACGAGUGCGCCACCAAUCCUUGCCGAAACAAUGCAACCUGCGUCGAUGGCACCGCUGACUUUACCUGCAUAUGCCGCGACGGCUGGACCGGUAAGACAUGUUCAGCGCGCGUCGAUGACGCGGAACGGUGUCCCGAGGGGACCUGCUCCAAUGGAGCCACGUGCGUUCGGGAGGGAGGAGCGUGGCGAUGCGCAUGUGCGCAGGGCUGGGCUGGUGCCGCGUGCGAUGCGCCUUUGCCCACGGCCCCUCUUGCGGCUCCCGCGCCUCCUGCCGCUCCUGCGUGUCCGUGCGCCGCCGGUGGAACGUGCGUGGCGACGGGCGCCCCGCCCGGAUGGGCGUGUGCGUGUCGGCCGGACCGUACCGGCGCGCGGUGCGAGCUCGCGCUAGAGCCGUGCGCGUCGGCGCCAUGCCGUAAUGGCGGGCGGUGUGUCGGCGGCGCGGGCUGGUGGCGCUGCGAGUGCGCGCCGGGCUGGGCGGGCGACACGUGCGCCGCGCGCGCCGCCCCUACCUCCACGUGCCAUCCCACAUGCCCACCGCCCUCCACAUGCGCCGCCGACCGCUGCGUGUGCCCACCGUCCCCCCAGCGCGCUGCACGACGUUGUCUCGAACUAAUCGCUGGCCUCGGAGUAGACAACGAUGACGCUGGUGAUAGUGGUGACGGUGAUGAAGAAGAUGGCGGCGAGGGACGCGGUCGAGUGGACGCCGGGGGGGAGGAGGGGCCGGUGACGUGCGGUUCCGGCAACGGCACGUGGUGGUGGGGCUGCAACGCAUGCUGGUGCUCCGGCGGAGCUCCCGCUUGUACGAGGCUCUGGUGCGGCCUCCCUGAUUGUCUCGCGCCCAACGCGCAACCCUGCCGCACCGACGAGGUGUGUGUUCCGGCGGCUCCGGCGCUAUGCCUACGAGCGCCGUGCGCGCCGCUAGGCGAGUGCCGGCGCGUGGCGGGGCGCCGCGUGGAGCCGCCGGCCCUGCCUGCACCCGCCGCGUGCUGGCAGGGAGCGCGGGCGGCGACGGCGCCGGCGGGUUGCGCGCGCGCACAACUGCAACUUGCUCGAGAGCGCAUCGCCCGCGGCGCACACGUGGAACGUGCGUGCGCGGCGCUACGCCGGGCGCUCGCCGCCGCGCUGGCUGCACGAGACCCGCCCGCCCCACCACUAGCCUUACUCUGUGAUCUCGCUCCCGAUGAUGACGACGCAUUGGAUCUCGCGCUGUGGAUCGGCGACGAAGUGGGUUCGGAUGGCGCAUCUGGCGCGGCCGCUCUCGCCGACGCCGUGCGAGCGCUCGGCGACCUCGUGUCGCGACGCCGACUAGCGCGACACGCGCUACUUGGCGCCGCGCUGCGCCUGCGCGUGCCCCAACCGCCGCCCGCGCCCGCGCCUCCCCCGGCCGCCACACCCGUCGCCACGGUGGCCAUUGCCUCAGCCGCAUCGGGGCUGGUGGCGGCGGGCGCGUUGCUCGGCGCGUGGCUGCUGCGGCGGCGCCGGGUGGCCGCCGCAGAACGCUCGCGCCGCUGCGACGAGGAGAAGUCAAAUAACCUCCAGAACGAAGAGAACCUGCGCCGGUACGCGAACCCGCUGCGGGAGGAGAGUCGCGCGGGCGGCGGUGUGGGCGAGGAGCUGCCGCGCGCCCACUCUCUGUACAAGGCGCAGAACGCCGACGCGCGCAACGACACGCCGCCGCGCGACAAGGAGCUGACGAAGCGCGCGCUGCCGCCGCCCGAGCCGCCGCCCGCGCGCCACCCGCCGCCCGAGCCGCUCACCAUGCUCGUGUGAUAUUAGUUAGCGUUAGCAGAUAGUGUGCAUUGUGUCGCGUACGACUGCAGUCCAGUCACCCACUGUCACACAAACUAUUAUAAUAAUUUAUUGUGUUGAUUUCUUACUGUGAUUGUACAUAUGUAUGUUUGUAAAUAUUGUUAGGAUCGCUUAGAGAAUGUUCUACACACGUGUUUUAAAAAGCGUAUUAAUGUAAAGGUUGUAAAGAUAUAAAAAUAUAAAAAGAAAUGAUUGUUUUAAUAAAAUAAUUUGAGCUUG
This is a messenger RNA of Manduca sexta (tobacco hornworm), 3996 nucleotides long. RefSeq names its product protein serrate (gene Ser). The record is from RefSeq and is a predicted model, not a curated record. Gene Ontology annotation, cellular component: protein-containing complex; plasma membrane. The transcript is spliced from 14 exons. NCBI's taxonomy places the organism in Eukaryota, Metazoa, Arthropoda, Insecta, Lepidoptera, Sphingidae. Gene Ontology annotation, molecular function: calcium ion binding; Notch binding. Bases 190 to 3738 code for a protein of 1182 amino acids. Gene Ontology annotation, biological process: axon guidance; multicellular organism development; cell communication.